AUGAAUAUGCAAUUGAACAUGAACAGUACCUCUAACAAAGCAGGGACUAUAACUCAUAAUCAAAACAAUGCGGGAACAAAUUAGAAUCCAAGCAAACUCGUGAAUAACUACAUGGGAAAUUCUUUCACUUAAAAUAAAAAAGUUUUUAACAAUACUGGACCCUAGUAGAAUUUGUCAACUCAGAAUGUUUCACAGCAAUAGCAUCCUCAACAUCACUAAUACGACGGAGGGGCCUAAAUGAAUAUGCCUGGAUAAAUGUAACAAAUUAGCUAUCCUUAAUAAAAGAACAAAGUUUUUGAGAUGCCAUUACAGCAGCAUGCCAUGAGCACUAAGAAUUCAUCAUAUUAGCAAUCUUUCUAAGGUGGAUCAAUCAAUAAUAACUUAUUCCAUCCUUAGGGCUAUAACACUUCAAAAGAAAUGAUUGUUCAUCAGUAAAACUUCAACAAUCAUAAUCAGUCUUAGUCCUAAAAUAAUAAUCAAUCCCAUAUGUAUAGCAUUUAGCAACCAGGAGAAGAUCUAAAGAAUAAGCAGAUUUAACAGUAGCAAUAGCAAUCACAAUAGUUUUUACAAGAAAAGGAGAAUGCCCAACAGAAUACUUUGAUGUAGUAAUAAAUACAGCAGACUUAGCCAUCUAAGAAAUUCUCACCAAAGAGCUGGACUAUUGAUGACUUUGAAAUCGGCAAACCACUUGGAAGGGGGAAAUUUGGACAUGUGUACCUUGCAAGGGAAAAGAAAUCCAAGUUUAUUGUAGCUUUAAAAGUGCUUUACAAGAAACAGCUGUAAAAGUCAAACGUUGAACAUCAAUUGAGAAGAGAAAUAGAAAUCUAAUCUCACUUGAGACACAAUAACAUUCUAAGAAUGUAUGGAUUCUUCUGGGAUGACAAAAAAAUCUAUCUUAUUCUAGAAUAUGCACCUGGAGGGGAGCUCUAUAAAGAUCUCAAAAAAUAAGAAAACGGCAGAUAUCCAGAAAGAGUAGCAGCUGAUUACAUAAGGCAAUUAUGUUAGGCUUUGAUCUAUCUACAUUCUAAGGACGUCAUUCACAGAGACAUUAAACCUGAAAAUUUACUUAAUUGCUUGGGAACAAUUAAGAUUGCAGACUUUGGAUGGUCAAUCCAUUCCCCAAACGAUAAGAGACAAACUCUUUGUGGAACUCUUGAUUAUCUUCCACCAGAAAUGGUAGUUGAAGCUCCUCAUGAUAAAAGAGUUGAUGUCUGGUCUCUCGGUAUCUUGUGUUAUGAGUUCUGUGUUGGCAAUCCACCCUUUGAAGCAGACAAUAACGAAAAGACUUAUGAAAGAAUCAAGAGUAUAGAUCUGAAAUUCCCUGAAUAUUUAUCACUAGAAGUUAGAGACCUUAUAAGCAGAAUAUUGUGUUUCAAUCCCAAGGAAAGAAUUACUCUUGAAUAGAUUGAAAAUCAUCCUUGGAUUCUCAAAUAUACCUCAUAGAAACUACAGCAAUAAUCAUGA
Stylonychia lemnae is the source of this 1464-nucleotide messenger RNA. The record is from the annotation of a GenBank genome assembly. NCBI's taxonomy places the organism in Eukaryota, Ciliophora, Spirotrichea, Sporadotrichida, Oxytrichidae.